Molecule: messenger RNA, 1915 nt
Organism: Chironomus riparius
Lineage: Eukaryota; Metazoa; Arthropoda; Insecta; Diptera; Chironomidae
Source: the annotation of a GenBank genome assembly
UUCAAAUUGUUCAGAUCAUGUGGACGAGUUUUACUGGAAUUAAGUCAAGAGUUUUUUGAGAAAAUUCAUUCAGAUUUUCAGAUUUAAACUUUAUUUUAUCUCUAAGCAUAGCUUGAACAGUUUGCAAAUUUAAACCUAAUUGUUUAGAUAUUAAAAUGGCAAACAAUUGCCUUUGUGAAUCAGUGACGAGUAAGUCAUCAAUUCAUGGACUUAAGUAUGUUGCAGACCCAAAAGUGUCCAAAAUUGGAAGAAUUCUGUGGACUUUAGUGCUAUUUUUAUCUGUAAUCGGAUGUGCAUACUUUUCAUACCAAAUUUACAAUGAAUUCCGUCAAUCACCCGACAUUGGACUUAAAAUUCAGCAUAUUGCAGCGAGAAAUGUUCCGUUUCCGGCUAUAACAAUCUGUCCACAGUCUAAGAUUAGAAGUGGAUUUGUAAACUACAGCAAAGUCCUAUUCGCAGCUUUUAGCCAGGAAAACGUAGAAAAAGAACAAAAAAAAUAUUUCGAACUAGCUCUGCCAUUAUGCACUGCAAGCCACAUCAACUUAAUCAAUGAAUUGAACAAAAAUUUCUCAGACUCAGCUGAACUUGAUGGAGUUGACUUUGUGGCUACAAUGUCAGAAGUCCAAUUUCCCUUGAACCAGACUUUUGUAGGGAUGAAGACUGAAAAAGGAUUUUUAACCGACAAUUUUGAGGAUGCAGUUGAUCGAGUUAUGACAAGUGAAGGAUUUUGUGCUACUUAUAAUCUACAGGACUAUCCAUUGCUGUUCAGGCAAGACAAAGAUCUCAGUUCAGACUUUGACAGCUACAAGAAUAACAGAAGUUCAACUUGGAAUCCACUUGAUGGCUACAAAAAUGACGAAACUGAUCAAUAUCCAAAAAGAAUCUUUAGUGGAACUAAAAGUAAAAUUGUGUUCUUGUUAGCUCAAAGCGGAAAUGAUAUCGAUGAAGCCUGUUUAGGUCCAGAGCAAGGAUUCAAAAUUUAUUGGCACAUGCCAAAUGAGAUUCCAUCAUAUAUGCACAGAUCAGUCGUUGUUGGAGUUGAAAAGUCAAAAACUUUGGUGAUGAAAGCAACACAAGUUCGUAGUUCCGAUGAUUUACAGCGAUAUGAUGCAAACCAACGUCGAUGCUUCUUUGAGGAUGAAAAGCCGCUCCAAUUUUUCAAAUCUUAUACAAAAACUCAUUGUGACAUGGAAUGCUUGACAAACUACACGCUGACUAAAUGUGGAUGUGUAAAAUAUUUCAUGCCAAGGAACUCGUCAACUCCAGUUUGUGACAUAACAAAGCUUGAAUGUGCUGAAGAUGCAAAUGACAAUUGGCUGGAAAAUGAUCAAAGUUACAGAGAGAAUGCAAUGCCAUGCAACUGCUAUCCAUCAUGUUCGACUAUCAAGUAUGAUGUGCUGUCAAGUAUGGACAUGGAUUUUAAGACCGAAAAGACAUUGAAAAUUUUUGGAGACGAUGCACAAUUUUAUGAAGAUUUUCCUAAUGGAACUAUUUCAAGAUUUGUUAUUGAAUUUGAGGACUUUCUAAUUGAAUCUAGGGAAAACUAUUCAGGAUAUAAGCUACAGCAUCUUAUUAGCGACUUCGGAGGCCUGCUUGCAUUGUUCCUUGGAUGCUCACUCAUUUCAAUCAUCGAGAUAUUUUACAAUGUAAUUACAGGAAUUUUCUCAAAAAAGCGGGAAAGUGAAGAGCAAAAAGAAAACAAGCCAGAAGAUAAAACAAACUCACGCUUGAUAAAUUCAGCUUACAUUUAAAAAUAAAAAUAACAUUUGAAUUUUCUUUGAUUUAUUUGUUCCACUUGAAAUGCGAUAUUUUUUUUCUAUUAAAAAUACAAAUAAAUUACGUAGAUUUAAAUAAAAAUUGAAGGUUUUUCGGAAAAACCAGAUUGAAAAUUGAUGAAAAGUCGAUGAAAAUCGAU